GGAACUUUGAACGUGAGCCACAAGAAUCCAUAAUGUUACCAAAAUAUAAACCCUAAAAAUCCUUUGAAAAAUCCACCAACAUAAAUAUUAAAUCCCCUUCUUAGUUUAUUCAUCUUCGUUUUCAUCAUCAUCAUCAUCAUCUUCACACAACAAUUUCUUUCUCUUUCUGUUUUUUAUCAUUAUUGAGCUUAAAUUUGUUGAAUAGGCCGCAAUUCCUGAUUUUGUUGGUUUUUUGAUUGUAAUUUUGCGGGUGCUACAAAGAUCAAAGUUCUGGAGUUCUGUAGUUGUAUCAGUUGAAGAUCGAUGAUUACUUCUACAAUAGUUUCUCAAGAGGAGAAUUAUGUUCCUCAAUCCAAUUUGUGUAGUAAGAUUUUGUUGAUGACCAGAGUGCAAUCCGAAGCAGGAGAUAACCAUGUUCCAAAGAUUAGAAAGGCUUAUACCAUAACAAAGCAAAGGGAAAGAUGGACGGAGGAUGAGCAUAAGCGGUUCCUUGAAGCUUUAAAAUUGUAUGGCCGAGCAUGGAGAAAAAUUGAAGAGCACGUUGGGUCUAAGACGGCUGUUCAAAUCCGCAGUCAUGCUCAGAAAUUUUUUUCAAAGGUGGUUAGGGAAACAAGUACCAGCAACUCCAUCUCCGCUGAGCCAAUUGAAAUACCCCCACCUCGCCCUAAGAGAAAACCAUCACACCCAUACCCUCGUAAACUUGUUCUUCCAUCAAGAAAAGAAUUGCCUAUGGAACACCAAGCAAGAUCUACAUCUCCAAAUUCUUCAUUCUCUGAGCAAGACAAUCACUCCCCUGCGUCUGUGUUGUCUUUUGUCGCCUCGGAUACUUUAGCAUCUGCGGAUUCAGCUACACCCAAAAGCACCCUGUCCCAAAUAUGUUCAGGCAACUUUGCUGACCAAGUUGCUGUGAUGCCAUGUGAAAAUAAUGCAUCUCUAGGCGGACUGCUUUUGCAUAAUUCAUUACCAAUUGCUCCAUCCUCAGUGAAACUGAAGCUUUUUUCGCACAAGGAGUCAUCCGAGAAGGAAGAUAUAGCUUCUACAAAGGUUUUUAAAUUAUUCGGAAAAGAUUUAGUAGUCCCAGGAAAUCCAUCUGAUUCAUCGACUUGCUCAGGCAAGUCGACCUCUUUAGACAUGGGAGAAGGAGUGCUCCAAGCUUAUCUAAAUGCUUCUAAAAAUGGUGAUAUUGCUGUGACAACUGCGGACUAUAAGACAUUUUUGUAUGCGGACAGGAGUACCAAUCAAGUAGAAAAACCAGUGCCUCUUCCAUGGUGGGUUUUCUUCAAAGGAAUCAACAUUUCUCCAUUUGGGAAUCCCCAAGGGAAAGAAAUUCUGAGAGAGGAAUCAUCUGCUGAUUCAAAUAGUGAUUCGGUUAAUAGAGAAGAGACACCGGUGAAGAACUGGGAAGUAGAGGCGGAGUCCGGUCUAUGCAGUCCAUCAUCUGAAAAAGAUGGCAAAAUUCUAGAGGAUUCAAGUGCUAAGACGACGGAACCCACUUCGCUCGAGAAGAGAACUAGUGUUGACGAUGGUAGGAAGGGCUUUGUUCCAUAUAAACGAUGCUUAUCGAAGAGAGACAUGCAAUUCUCAACAAUAACGAACGAAGAUAGAGAAAGUCGAAGAAUUCGACUUUGCUUGUAGUAUAGCAUUGUGGAUUUUUCCGACUUGCAUAUAGCAUUACAUAUUUUACUUUCCAGACUCGAGACAUAGUUUAGUAUUGAUGACAAAUCGGUACAGUCCUAUGUGUAUGUAUGUAGCAUGUUGGUUCAUGGUUGCGACACCAACCCGAAAAUGAGGUAUGAUCAUAAAACCGCCACAAAAAUGGCGGUUAGCGUGGCUAAUCAAAGGCUCCUGGAUCACUUACUGGAUAUUUUACCCUUGUUUUCAGGUUUCUAGGACUAUUUAGGUGUUGUAUUUUAUGGGACUUGUUCAAAUUUUUGUUCCUCCCCCUUCCUGUUAGGGGUCAUGAACUGUAAAUUAUGAUAAAUAUUCAGAUUUUUGUAACAAUGCUCUACGAUUACUGGUCAAUAACAUAAAUAAAUGCCUUAUUUAGCAGUGUUUUUGUG
Amaranthus tricolor (Joseph's coat) is the source of this 2060-nucleotide messenger RNA. Its product is annotated as protein REVEILLE 2-like. The transcript is spliced from 6 exons. Lineage: Eukaryota; Viridiplantae; Streptophyta; Magnoliopsida; Caryophyllales; Amaranthaceae. Gene Ontology annotation, molecular function: DNA binding. The coding region runs from base 304 to 1635 and encodes 443 amino acids. The record is from RefSeq and is a predicted model, not a curated record.